CUCCGCCGCGGUCGCACUAAGGAAAACAGCUGUGCCGUCGUGCUAGCAGCUAAGUUAGCGCCGUUUGUUUUUGUCGUGUGUGUCAGCCAAGUCGACUCGCUUUUUCUUGAAGCAACUCGCUCAAUUUUACAACCCAGAGUGACCGACGCGUUGUCUGUCAUCUCUCUUAACGAUGAAGUUUCAAUACAAAGAGGAGCACCCUUUCGAGAAAAGGCGGUCCGAAGGAGAGAAAAUAAGGAAGAAGUAUCCGGAUAGGGUACCUGUAAGUAGCUAACGUUUGCUAGCCUGUUAGCACGAUCCGAUGGUAGUCUGAUUACAUUCAAAUGCGGGUUCUGACUUAGCAUUUCACACGAAUUACACACACAAGAUAGACGUAAUUUCUAAUCCUUAUUGUCAUUUGAAUUAAUAAAACAAUACAGUAGCUAGUUUACGAAACCAGCUAGAGGUUAACUGAGAAGGAUUUCGGCCGCAGUGAACAGGCCACCCAGUCCCAGCCUCAUGUAAUCCUUCCGGGUGUGUGUUUAUUUUAAGCAUUUACAGGUUUAAAAAGAGAUAUUUUUGCUAAGAGAGAAUUAUAAUGAUUGGGUGGUGGUACAUAGAGUGUCUAUAGUCUGCAGUGUGUGUGUUAAAGGUGUGAUCAUGAAGCUGGUGUUGAAACACACACACAGCAGCGCACCUUAAAAUAGUCCGUGUCAACAAACAGGACACUUGUUUACGUCCUUCUGCCUCUCCAAGAUUGAUUUAUUUCAUUUAAAUAGAUAUUUAGUUCCUUUACGCGACGUUAAAGAGCUGUUUUGGACAAAUUGUACAUUAUGUUCAACUUAAUAUAUUCAUUUAGCAAUCCCAUUGUCUAAUAGACCUCUAAAUUAUCCAAGUAAUACACCACCUAAUCUGUAUUUCAGUAUCUUUAAUGACACUAUUUUCAAGAAUCAAUGAGGACACAAUCAAGUGAAGAGGUUUGCUCAGUUAAAUGUAAAAAAAAAAAACAACAACAUUAUUUUCUCACUGUCUUUGUAAACAAAGAUUCCUUAUCAAGGCCAGAGACACUACAUCUUAUCUAUUUUCAGGAAAUUAAACUAAUAGUAAAGGAUUUUUGAGACAUACUCUCACUCAGUUGACUGAGCGUUUAACCCCACACAGCUUAAUAGUGUGUUGGCAGGUAGGAUUUUUUAAGUCCUAUUUUUAGACCCAAGAGAAGAAGUACCAGAAAUAGUUUCAUUUUUGCCACGUCUGAAUCUGAAGCAGGCGUGUGAUUUGUUUAACCUGUUUUCUAAAGGAUAUUAUAGUUUAUUUCAGCCCCUGUUUUAAAAUUUGUUACAUGUUUCUCUUGUUAAAUCAGGAUAAUAAAGCUUUUUCCCCCUGGAUAAAAGGGUCACUAUACAAUAGGGCCCGACCGAUAUGGAUUUUUUGGGGCCAAUACCGAUUAUUAGGGGGGAACAAAAUCCGAUUACCGAUUGAUCGGCCGAUUUUUACAAAUUUUUAUGAAGUUAGAAAAAUUAUAUAUAUAUAUAUAUAUAUAUAUAUAUAUAAUUUUUAUAUAUAUUUUAUAUAUAUAUAUAUAUAUAUAUAUAUACUGUAGGCUUCUGCUCUUCACGCCGACAGGAAGACCAACUGAUUAAACUCCAACCAAAAAGCGUUUUCAACUCUUCUGCGCCGAUCGGUGCCUCGGCGUCUUAACUCACGUUACUUAUUUCCGGUCCGGUCUCAUCUGGAGACAUGCAGCUGCCUCAGUAAGAGAAGUAGCUCGAUCACGUAAUGUGUACUGUUGUUUAUUCUACCGUUACUGGCACGGCUAACAGUGUAGCAAGGCUAAUAGCAGAUGGCUAACUCUAACUUUAGCUUGCAUAUUACAUGGUGCUUCACCGUUAACUUGGUGUGACCGAGACCAGCACAGUGGGGAACAUUGUGAAGUGGGUUGAACUGAAACUUGUUGACUUAUUGUGUACUUCACAAACUGGUUUAUUUACCGUUGAGGCGGACCACUCUCCUCCAAUGGUCGCUGCACCAUCUACAGGAUAAGUCAGGGAACUUUUCAAAUGGUGGAACAUUUUCGAAGUGAAACUAAAUCUUAUUCUCCGCAUUUUAUUUCUGACAAUAUGGCCAGUUUUGGCCGAUUACCGAUUAGUCUCAAACAGGCUAAAAUUAGCCAAUUUAAUCGGCUCGCAUAUAAAUCGGUCGGGUCCUACUAUACAUCCCCUUUAAGAUGAGUAGAGAUGUUGGGAAAACCCUGAAAAUUAAUUGCAUAGGAAGAACUGUUGCUAUCUUAAGGAAACCAGAAAAUGAGGUAAAUCUGGAGAAAACAACUUGUUUUGUUUCAUAGGAAAUCUGGGUAAACAAAUGUAUGAGUGGAUAUCAUCUCAGUGCCUCUAUAGAGUCUUUCUGUUGAGAUAUAAAACAUUUUUGUGAAGAAUGUAAAAGGAUACUGAGAUUAAAUCAGCCGCCUUCUUGCUUGGUCAACCAUGCACUUUCAUAUCCCUUUUCUUGAAUAGGUGAAACUAUGCGUCACUGCUUUUGAUUUUUACGGGCAAACUUUUCAUUAUCAUUUCAGGUUAUUGUGGAGAAAGCCCCCAAAGCCAGAAUAGGAGACCUGGACAAGAAGAAAUACCUUGUCCCCUCCGACCUGACAGGUAGAUAUUUAUUAUGUCCCGCACAUUGUAGUGGAACUAUACUAUACGACUUUAACACCUGAAAUCUGAUCAUUUCUUUCAUUAGUGGGCCAAUUUUACUUCCUCAUCCGGAAAAGAAUCCACUUGCGAGCUGAGGAUGCUCUCUUCUUCUUUGUAAACAACGUCAUUCCACCCACCUCAGCCACCAUGGGACAGUUGUACCAGGCAAGAGUCGCACUCAUUUUCUACCUCGCUGAUCUGUGCUCAGUAUUUAUGUUACACUCUGGCAGGGUAAAGUAAAAAAGAGCCUCCUGUAAAUUUUUAAUCUCUGUCUGACAUGUUUUUUUCCCCUCACUCUCUCCUCCAGGAGCAUCACGAAGAGGACUUUUUCCUCUACAUUGCCUACAGUGAUGAGAGCGUGUAUGGGAGCAGCCAAAGGGAAAUCUGAUCCCGCUACCACCCCCUCCUUCAACCACUACCCACCUCCCUGAGACCUCCACCAUUCAUUCAUUUAAAUAUUAAAAAUCCAGCUCAGCAGCCUAGAGUUCCCAGAGUAAAUAUGUCAAACGCACUUUCACCACCCUUUCCCAACCGUUUCUGUCUUUCUUACUCUGCAGUCUGAAUUGUAUUCACCUCCGCUUUUCUUUUCCAGUAGGUUAAAGUGGUCUCCGGCCAGUUAUUUUUCUAGUUGCAAUAAUUGAUUGUUCAUGCUUAACGGAAAACUCUAAGGAAUAUUGACAAAAAAUGAUAGAAUAGAUUGUUAAAGUAGUUAGCUUGUGGUGAAGGGGAAAAAAAAGGCAAAGUAUGUGAGUUCAAAUCAGCUCCUCUGGACAAUGAAGAUCAGUUUCGGUUGUCUGCUUUUGAUGGCUUUCAGGAGAGAGUUUCGAGUUUGAGGAAAUGAGUAGCUUUUACCAGCUGAAGGCAGGUUGUUUUUGUCUCUGGCAGAAGUAAAAGAUAACUAUUGAUGUAGUUCUUUUCCUGGAAAACUGUUUCAAGUUAGUUUUUUUCAAAUCCACCAGGUGUAGAAAUCUUGAAGUGAAGUAUCCGAUCUCAACCCUUAUCAAGGAGUGUAAUAGAAUUCAGACUAAACAAUCAUCCCUGCUUUCAGUGGUAAGAAUAUUAUGUUGACUGCUACUAUGAUUAUUGUUGUUAUUACUGUUAAUUUUAGAUGGCUUAAUUUCUAAAGGUAUUGUAAAGCUGAGUGCAAUUUUCUCUUUUUUAAGUUUGUUUCCUUUUUUUAAAAAAAAAAUUUAAGAUUUGAACUCUGUAUACAGCUGCAUUACUGGCUCUCUCUCCACUCAUGACCAUACAUGAUAAAAUGUGAUAAAAGCUACACGUGUUCCUCGUCUUUAUUGAACUCUGAUAAUCGUGCUUGUGUUUUAUAAGUUAUGAUUUGGGUUUCAAACCAGCUCAAAAAGUCAGCUUCCUUCUCGGAAUGUAAACUAAGUCUUUUAUUUGUCUCAUAAUCUGAAAAUCCAACAUUCUGAUAAAGCAUGGCCUUUGCUCCUGUUUCUGCAUGUGUUUGCUUUAUCAUAUCAACUGCUGUGACUCAAAUAUAUGUCAAGAGUUGUGCAAGCUGACACGGAUAUGUUAACCGGAAUAGAUGGACCCAGCGAACCAAGAGGUCCAUGUUUCUUAACAACUUACAAAAAACAUUCAGACAACUUAUUUGAUUUAAUUACAUACAGUGGAUAUAAAAAGUCUACACACCCCUGUUCAACUGCCAGGUUUUAGUGAUGUAAGAAAAUGACGGCAAGAUAAAUAUUUUCACAACUUUUUCCACCUUUAAUGUGACCUAUAACCUGUGCAAUGCAAUUGAUAAACAAACUGAAACCUUUAAGGGGAAAAAUAAAAGAUAGAAAAGUUAAAAUAA
This is a messenger RNA of Xyrichtys novacula (pearly razorfish), 4479 nucleotides long. NCBI's taxonomy places the organism in Eukaryota, Metazoa, Chordata, Actinopteri, Labriformes, Labridae. The record is from the annotation of a GenBank genome assembly.